CUGGGAGAGGUUGGCCGUGAAGAAGGUUUGUCUGGUACUGCUGCGUGCUUUGGUUCGCUGUUGUUGGAGCGGGCAGUGCCAGCUGUCUUCCCCUAACCUUUGUGUAGGUUGUACACUGUGGCGCUGUCAGGAGAUGUCAUUGUCCCAGGAGGCUGCGGCACGCACUGAGCGAUGCGCUGACACGCUGGCUUUGCCACUUCCGUCUGUCCUCUGGAUGGCAGCAGUAAAACUGUGAGCCUGAGCCCGUCCUCCUCGGGCCCCCAGGUGGUGAGAGCUCGCUGCUCUUCCCCUAGUUGGCCAUGACUAUAAGGACAUCCUGCUUGAUUGAAAGAAGUUGCUCCUACUUGUGGAGUGACUUAUGAUGUCAAGAACUGUAUCAUCCUGGAUCUUAGGCUCAGCAAGAAACAGCUUUGUUUUACAUAGAAGAGGACGUUUGUAUUCCAUAUGUGUCCCAAACAGACACAAAAUAAAAUGGAAGCUUGUUUUUUCCAAAACACUUCUCUACCCUGCUGGGACCUGCAGCUUAGACAAUAUUUUCUCCUUGAGAAAAGCAUUCAGGCAUACCUCCACUGAAGAAGAAGAAUUCUCUUUCCAGUUGUCUCCAUCACAAAUCAACGAUAUACUCAGAGCAGGUGAAUUAUCCCAUAAAAUAUUGGAUUCAAGUUGUAAAAGUACUAAUUCUGUGUUGAAGUUUGAAAGUAACCAGCUGGCAUCCAAUACUCCUAUUGAAGACCGCAGGAGUGCAGCCACUUGCUUGCAGACCAGGGGGAUGAUGUUUGGUGUCUUUGAUGGCCAUGCUGGUUCUGCUUGUGCUCAGGCAGUAAGUGAGAGACUACUUCAUUACAUAGCAGUUUCUCUCAUGUCUCGACAAACUUUGGAAGAAAUGGAGCUUGCUGUGGAGUGCAUGAAACCAGUUAUUCCUAUUCUGCAGUUGCACAAGCAUCCAAAUGAUGUAGAGCAUCGAGAAAUGACUUCACAGUAUUUUGAGAGCCUGCGAGUUUACUGGCAGCAUUUACUGGACCUAGACAUUGAGCCAGGAUUUAGUUUGGAAGAAGCCAUGAUAAGCGCAUUCAAAAGGUUAGACUCAGACAUAUCACUGGAAGUUCAGGCUCCCCAGGAAAACGAAUUGGUGAGAAACACUGCCCUUCAGGUAGCUUUUUCUGGUGCAACGGCGUGUGUAGCUCACAUUGAUGGUGUUCACCUGCAUGUUGCAAAUGCUGGUGAUUGCAGAGCAAUUUUAGGGGUUCAUGAAGAAGAUGGAACUUGGUCUGCUCUCCCUCUAACACGAGACCACAACGCCUAUGAUGAAUCUGAAAUCAGAAGACUAAAGAGAGAACAUCCUAGAUCUGAGGAGAAAACGCUAUUUGUGAAUGACAGAUUGCUGGGGAUUCUCAUGCCCUCCAGAGCUUUUGGAGAUGUGCAACUAAAAUGGAGUAAAGAAUUGCAACACAGCGUUCUCGAGAAUAGCUGCAAUGUUGGGGCUUUAAAUAUUUAUCAGUAUGUUCCUCCAAACUACCAUACACCUCCAUAUUUAACAGCGGAGCCUGAAGUCACAUACCACAAAUUAAGAAGCAAAGAUAAGUUUCUCAUUAUUGCUUCAGAUGGACUAUGGGAGAUGCUCAGUAAUGAAAAGGUUGUAAAACUAGUUGCUGGACACCUUACAGAGCUUAAUGUGCAGAAACCACAACUGGCUUUUGAGAAACCAGUUAAUUUGGGUUAUUUGCACAACCUGUUACUUCAGAGGAAAAACAGGGGUAUUACCUCACUGGACCAGAACAUAGCAACGCACUUAAUACGGCAUGCAAUUGGGAAUAAUGAAUAUGGGGAAGUGGACCAAGAGAAACUUGCUGCGAUGCUGACACUGCCUGAAGACCUUGCGAGAAUGUACAGAGACGAUAUCACAGUUACUGUAGUGUAUUUUAAUUCGGAAGCAAUUGAAAACUAUUACAGAAACAACAAAUAGAGACUUGCAUUGCUGCUAUUCUGUACUGCUAGCCGACUUUGAUAUUGAAACCAUUACUGUUUUUCCUUGAUAGUCAAGCUGUUACCAGUGUUAGAAACCUUUUUGUUACUUACUAGUUCUGAAAAAAACACUUCUGCAAGUGAAUUUGUUGACAGUUCCCUGGAUUUCCAGGUCUGUAAACUCUGAAGAAAAAUGUUUUGAUGAAAUUUCACUGCAGUGCAGCUGAACUAAGGAUUGCUGACUCAGUUCCGAUUCCAUGGGAACUGCUGGUAAAAUUUUACAAAUGAACAAAGGAGAUGAAUUUGAAUUAGGCUGUUAAAAUUUAGUAGGCAGAUGGGUAAUAUCUGUAGCUGCGUGGAGCGUAGGGAAGUCCUACUGUUAUAGAAAAUGAGUAGCAUUUUCCUGAAGCACUGUAAUUGAAUUCAAUAAACUUCCAAACCAUUAUUUGAUGUGGCAGUGUCAGGUACUCACCUUGUGUAUGUGAAGCUUUGUUUUAGAGACAGCACUAAGGGAGGUGGUUCAGGCAGCCCUGAGACUGUUGGAUACUUUUUCUUACUGUUUUUCUAAGCUCAGAAACAAAAAUGUAUUUUCUUCAACAGUCAUGCGUGGAUGCACAUUUUCUUAACUGUGUGUGGAUUUGUAUGACAGCAUGUGGCUCAAAUGCGCACAAGGGACUCAGUGGUCCCCUGCUCAGGAAUUAACAUUUGAAAUUCAAGCAUUCAUUCAUCUAUUGCUUAGAGAAUAAAUACUUUGUAUUAAGUAUAGAUCUAUGAAAUGCUGCAUAUGAACGCCAACUGUAAUUUAAGUGAGGUUUGACAGAUUCAGAAGAUAAAAAGUGCAUUUAAAGGUAAAUACAACAACACACAACACCUUUGUCUUCAGAUUUGACUUGGAGUACAGAAGUGCUGUUAUUUCACUAAAAUCUCUUUAAUUUUGUCUUUGAACAUCAGUUUGUUAUUAUAGCUACAGAUAUUUUCUUUAAUGAAUGUAUAUUCUAGUCUCUGAAUGUAUACUUCUGUGCAUUUUAAAACAGUUUAAUACUGUUUUCUAGGGUUGUUAUCCAAAGCUUGCAAAUGAACUGUGCUUAAAUUUCACAUAUGGUGUUCUCCUGUGGUUCUUUUUCUGGUUUAUGCACGUUAGUUGGCAGCAAAAAUGUGUACUGGCUAUUCGCUGCUGUUUUGCUGUGUGAGAACCUGUGUGGAUGUGGCAGAGAAGAUGCAAAUAACUUGUUGUUUUUUUUUUAAUUUCACUUAAGCAUUAUCCUUCUGCACUUUUACAGAUGAGAAAGUACUUCAGUUUUCAUUUGAAGUUCUAAGUGAAGUUUUAAGCAGAUGAGAUCUUAUGCAUAAACUCAUAGUAGUUGUGGGUUUGGAGCUUUCCAUAUACUUUUUUCUCCAAGUGAAACUUAUCAAAGCUUAUCAGUGCUUUCUUUCUUUUUUUCUUUUUUUAUUUUUUUCAUCUAAUUCAUCUUUUCUUAAAACUGUUAAAUGCUUAUGCUUUUGACUGUGCAUGACUGGAUGUAAUUCAGUAUUACAAUUGCAAACACUGAAUGCUAAAUUAACAAAAAAACUUUUGCUCUAGAAAAGGUUUCUUACUCUAGUACAUACUGGAGUACGUGUAGCAGUUCAGUUGGUGAGCAAGUAGUUAUGCUUUUUUGAGUGGAGUGAGCAGCAUAUGGUACCAGCAAAACAGUAUUGGCAUGAGACAUCUAAGAUUUAGGUUUUUGGUGUUAGGGACUGCUGGAGGGCUUUAGGUUCAUGCAGCAUCUCACAGGGGAUGCUGAAAUUCUUGUCUCUUGAGUUCAGUAAUUUAAAAUAUACCCACUUUCUGAGGCUGAAACUAUGGAGACAAAAAUGUUGUCUACCAGAAAAAAACAAACAAUGAUAUUCAGUCUGUGAAACCUUAGAAAGGAUUGAGCCUACCUGCAAGGCAGUUGGGUGAAGAGGAGCAUUAUUAAACAGUGUUCUGAACACCUUUGGCUUUAAGUGAGCUGUUCCAUUUGCUCUGAAAAUACCUGGUCAUUACUUAGGUGCUUCAUUGCUUUGAUUCUUAGGUAUAAAAGCAUGUGUUACUAGACUACCUCUUAAUAAAGAAAUUACAUAACAGUGUGGCCAGAGGAACAAAGGGCCUAAACCAAACCACAUUAGAGCUGGUAUCAAGUGAUACAAUUCUUAUGAAGGUUAUUUAGCAAACUUGUGAUAUACAGCAAGGCUCCUAGUAUAAGGGACACAAAAAUAGGCUGUUCUGUUCUUUUUUCAAGUAGAGCCAGAGAUGAAAUCUACAUUGUGCUUGUUAGAGUGCUACAACGACUCUUUCCAUGUGCUACUCAUAAAUAUGCCCUUAUACAGGUUGUUGUAAUUGCAGCUGCUAGUCAAUAAUGAUUGUUUUAGGGAAUCCAUUUCACAGUCAGAAGAGUACUACUUCUCAUUGGUUUUGCUCAGUUUAACACACAACAUCAUAAUUAUCCUAGAGUGGAGAAGGAUAACAUUAAACCAGUUAGUUUGUUUUGAUAAAAAAGCAAAUUACAGAUUGAACUGUACAUUCCCUGGAAUUUGUUACAUGCUAAUGACAACAAUAUAUCCUGAUAUGUAAAGAAGAUAAUUAUCAGUUUGAAUUAUAUCACAUAUAUCUUCAUUUCUAAGUGCAAACACAGCUAAUAGGUAUUAAUAAACAUUGUAUUUUGUGACUUGGAGAGUCAACAUUGUUUAACAACUUAAUGCCUUAAUGCACUUGUGCAAGCACUCUGAUGUGAGGACUUCAAAGCACAUUUAGGUGCAAGUCCUGCAGUAUCCAUUGUGUUUGGAGUGUGUUUUUCUUUAAAUACUGUGACUAUCUAAAGAAGCAGUAGUCAAAAACAUUCAACUAAAUUAUGUUUCUCAAAAUCUGGUGUCUCAGGUGGGUAUUCUGCCAUGUAGGUAACACACCUGAAAUUAAGCGUGGUUGUAAAUACUAACAGAAAUAUUCUUUUCUAAUAUUUAAACCUUGAGUUGAAGUACAAUUUUGCCACUUUGUUUUUUGUUCAAAACUCUUGUUCCUGAAUGAUUAUGGUUAUUAGUAUACAAAUGUUCAAGCCUUCAUAAUAUAUUUGAUUUUUUUGUAACUUCUUUGUAAAUUGGGGAAAAUCACUGUUUUUGUAAAUAAAAAUAUUUAUGACACA
Meleagris gallopavo (turkey) is the source of this 5120-nucleotide messenger RNA. It is a transcript of the gene PDP2, whose product is annotated as pyruvate dehydrogenase phosphatase catalytic subunit 2. The record is from RefSeq and is a predicted model, not a curated record. Gene Ontology annotation, biological process: protein dephosphorylation. Gene Ontology annotation, molecular function: [pyruvate dehydrogenase (acetyl-transferring)]-phosphatase activity; cation binding. Gene Ontology annotation, cellular component: mitochondrion. Lineage: Eukaryota; Metazoa; Chordata; Aves; Galliformes; Phasianidae.